Molecule: messenger RNA, 327 nt
Organism: Rangifer tarandus platyrhynchus (Svalbard reindeer)
Lineage: Eukaryota; Metazoa; Chordata; Mammalia; Artiodactyla; Cervidae
Source: the annotation of a GenBank genome assembly
AUGGAGAAGAAAGGCAAGAAAAGAAAGGACCAUCUGCUUUUUAAGCCAUGCUACUCACCACCACCACCCUUCCCCACAAAGAAUAAAAACAUGGAUGAUUUGGUUUUCAUUUUAAAGGAUUUUUUUCAAAUUCAGUUCAGAGGGGUAAUGGGUUCACAAAGGCCAAAGAAGGUGCAGGAAGUUCUGCAGAUAAGAGACUUUGACAUUUGUGGAGAAGUCCACGUGCAAACGACAAGGUUCAGGACUUCAGAGAAAAUGAAAACAAAUAUAUUUUUCACCCCAAAAGCAUCAUCCAUCAGGCCUCAGUUCAUUAGCACUUGCAAUUAA